GUUUAGUGAAAUUAAAAUGGACAAGUCACUUCAUAAAACACCAGCAAAUAAUUACUUCUAACUGACACUUCACCUCUUAUAUUUAGCGAAAAAUGCACCUCAGGACUCUAAAAUAACAACUCCAACCCCACUAACCCGGUUGAUUAAACCUCUCAACUAUGGAGAGUUUUUCCACCAUUACUCAAAAUCUUGGGUUUUCUAGGACAAGUUCAAUUGCAAAUGGGGAACUUUUUUAUGUUUCCAAGUUCAAGAAUUUCAGUAGUUCGUUCAAGUGUCAAAAAUCAAGAAAUGCAUUAUGUGUAGUGAAAGCAGCAGAUUCAUCUGUCGAAAACACAAAUAAGGAGGGUAUUAAACCAGUUUACUCUUCCACCCCUUCUAAUCGUCCUCUUAGAACUCCUCAUAGCGGGUACCAUUUUGAUGGAAGUGCCCGAAAAUUCUUUGAAGGUUGGUUCUUUAAGGUAUCAAUUCCAGAAUGCAGACAGAGUUUCUGCUUUAUGUAUUCUGUAGAGAGUCCUUCAUUUACCAAGAAAUUGAGCAGUUUUGAGGAGCUGCAAUAUGGACCUCGGUUUACGGGUGUGGGAGCUCAAAUUCUUGGUGCAGAUGACAAGUAUAUUUGUCAAUAUAGUGAAGAGUCUUCAAAUUUUUGGGGAAGUAGGCAUGAACUGAUGCUUGGAAACACCUUCAUUGCCCAAAAUAGUGCUAAGCCUCCAAAUAAGGAAGUUCCUCCUCAGGAGUUUAAUCGCCGCGUCUCCGAGGGCUUUCAAGUUACCCCAGUUUGGCAUCAAGGAUCUAUUCGCGAUGACGGGAGGACAGAUUAUACUGGAAUUGUGAAAACUGCUAGCUGGGAGUAUAGCACACGGCCCAUUUAUGGAUGGGGUGAUGUUAACUCAAAGCAGAAGUCCACAGCAGGAUGGCCUGCUGCUUUUCCUGUAUUUGAGCCACAUUGGCAAGUAUGCAUGGCAGCUGGACUUUCAACAGGCUGGAUAGAGUGGGAUGGUCAGCGGUUUGAGUUUCAAAAUGCCCCUUCUUACUCCGAAAAGAACUGGGGUGGUGCCUUCCCAAGAAAAUGGUUUUGGGUCCAGUGCAGUGUCUUUGAAGGUGCAAUUGGAGAUGUUGCUUUGACUACUGCUGGUGGAUUAAGGCGACUUCCAGGAUUGAGUGAGACUUUUGAAAGUGCUGCCUUGAUAGGAAUUCACUAUGGUGGUAUUUUCUAUGAAUUUGUUCCAUGGAAUGCUAGAGUGAGUUGGGAAAUUACUCCCUGGGGUAAAUGGCAUAUAUUUGCUGAGAGUGAGACACAUAUGGUAGAACUGGAAGCAACAACCGAAGAUCCUGGUACCACAUUGCGGGCUCCUACAGAAGAGCUGGGUCUCGCUCCUGCAUGUAGAGACACUUGUUACGGUGACCUAAGACUGCAGUUGUGGGAACGGAAGAGUAACGGGAGUAAAGGAAAGGUUAUUUUGGAUGUUACAAGCAAUAUGGCAGGUCUAGAAGUUGGGGGAGGGCCAUGGUUCAACACAUGGAAGGCAAAAGCGCAGAUGCCAGAAAUUGUUACUCGAGCUAUCAACGUUCCUGUGGAUUUGGAUAGCAUAUUCAGCUUGACUCCAUUUCUCAAACCUCCUGGUCUGUGAGCAAGGCAAAGGGAGGAAUUUCUUUUGGGCAAAAUCUGCUGUAGAAUCAAAAUCAUUAUUCUUGAUUACAUUUUGUAAAUAGCAUCAUUUUGCCUUUUGAGUUUUGACUUCUCCAAGUUGCACCUAACGCUAUUUUGUGUAAUGUUAUUGUCAGUAGCAGAAUAAAGCAUGUUCUUUUCUUUC
Lycium barbarum (goji berry) is the source of this 1811-nucleotide messenger RNA. RefSeq names its product probable tocopherol cyclase, chloroplastic. Lineage: Eukaryota; Viridiplantae; Streptophyta; Magnoliopsida; Solanales; Solanaceae. The record is from RefSeq and is a predicted model, not a curated record. The transcript is spliced from 10 exons. Gene Ontology annotation, molecular function: tocopherol cyclase activity. The coding region runs from base 159 to 1628 and encodes 489 amino acids.